Pseudocercospora fijiensis CIRAD86 is the source of this 708-nucleotide messenger RNA. RefSeq lists its product as uncharacterized. The transcript is spliced from 7 exons. The record is from RefSeq and is a predicted model, not a curated record. The coding region runs from base 1 to 708 and encodes 235 amino acids. Lineage: Eukaryota; Fungi; Ascomycota; Dothideomycetes; Mycosphaerellales; Mycosphaerellaceae.
AUGACCUUCUGCUUCAACUCUCGUUUUAGUUGGAGCGCUGAAGAGCUCAAUGAUCUCACGAAGGACACAUGCCUUUCUCAUAUAAGAUCGGCGGCUGAGGAAAUCAGCCGAUAUCUUGCGAGUACUUGGAUCCACAUCACCUCACGCCUUAGAUUCUGGUCGGCUCCAAUCUUCCUGCGUCUCAACUGCUAUGAAGGGCUGAAGAGUUGGAUAUCAGGACAUGGCUUCUGGUUUUCUUAUGGACACGAGGCCCAAUGCCUUGUAUCCACGUUCUCAGAGCAUGCGGAGAUGAACCUCUCGGUGGAAAUCUGCAAGCCAUCACCGGAAUCCAGCAGGUCCAAGGAUCUCCAUCAAUAUGCUAUGGACCACCGCACCGGCGUUGCGCUCCAUGCUCUACGCAUCAGGCAAGGUUUCAGAGUUGUGGCUCGAGGUGAACUCACAUGCAAAGAAACGUCAGUGACGGACCCUGCUUCCACGACACGAAUCAAGUCCGAGCAGCCAAAUUUCGGACGCGUUCCUGUGCCGUCAAGCAAGCGGGAAGAGCAGCUACGACACCGAGGCGAGAUCCCAGCGGCAGACGCUGACAAACCAGGUCUUGAUGGAGAUGUACACUUUUUCACGACCAGACAUCAUUUCAUCAAUCUUCGCUUCAUAGCAGAGGAGCACAAGGACACAUUGAUCAUGGAAAGAAGGAAGCACGAAGAAUAA